UAUCCUUCGUAUAAGCACAAAAAAAUUAACUACGUCACCUUUCAACGUCCAGGAACCAUUCCGAAAUCCAAAUUUCACGAUGAAACAAGUGCAGUUCCUAUACAAGCAGUUUUCGGACGAAUUCAAACUGACUAUUGACCAAGAGGUUAUCGAUGACAUAUAUAUGCAGACAAACGGGCAUGCUGGUCUUGUCUGCCUUUGCGGGCGUGCAAUUGAUAGAAAGCUACUAGCAGUAUUAGAAAAUGGAACGCAUCUUAGCUUCGAAAUAUGGGAACGUUUCACUGCCUUUUUACUAGGAAAUGAGAUUUUAGAGUACUCAACGUUUAUAAGAAUGAAGGAGUCCCUGCUGAGAGAUGAUACCGAUACUAGGCGUGCUGUGAAUCUUAUCAGAUCCGAUUUCUUAGUGAAUAACGACCCUAUAUAUGUUGCUGAAAACAAAAAGGAUCUAGCGUUGUUCCUCACAGCCGAAGGAGUUCUGGUUCCUGGAGAAGAUGCAGGGACAUUUAAGAUUUCUUCGCCAUUGGUGCACUGGCUGGUCCUUCAGCGAAUAAUUCCCCAGGCGUUUCCGACUUCACCUAAAGUAGAAGUCCCCUAUUAUUCUUCCACAGGUACCUUAGACAUACUUAAGGCCUUGAAACAAGUUGUCUGUGUAUUUGACAGAGAGAUUAUGAAGUCCCGCAAUUCUUUCAAGACAGCACAUGUGCUGGUCAAUAAUGUUGAUAAACUAGAAGUCCCUAGAGAGUCAGUUUAUGAUGCGGAAUU
Dentiscutata heterogama is the source of this 762-nucleotide messenger RNA. The record is from the annotation of a GenBank genome assembly. NCBI's taxonomy places the organism in Eukaryota, Fungi, Glomeromycota, Glomeromycetes, Diversisporales, Gigasporaceae.